Pogonomyrmex barbatus (red harvester ant) is the source of this 14994-nucleotide messenger RNA. RefSeq names its product E3 ubiquitin-protein ligase HERC2 (gene HERC2). Gene Ontology annotation, molecular function: ubiquitin-protein transferase activity; zinc ion binding. The record is from RefSeq and is a predicted model, not a curated record. Gene Ontology annotation, biological process: protein ubiquitination. Lineage: Eukaryota; Metazoa; Arthropoda; Insecta; Hymenoptera; Formicidae.
UGUGACAAUCGGUGGAUAAUCGAGCAGCCGAUCACAUCGUCGGAAUUGUCUGGGAUGGGAAUCCGUCGCGGCACACGUCCGAUGGUAACAGGAGACUAGAGGAUGGAACGGAUGAUAGAGACUUUGAGCGAGAAACCGCAAAGUGCAUUCUAAUCGCUAACCUCUAUCUUCUCCGAGGAGUUGCUUGCUCCAAAAUUCAACAGAGAAUUUAUUUCAAGGAACGUCUCUCUUGUUUUUUUCUGUUCUUUAAGUGAUGUCACGUUCGACCGAGAGCUCGAAAUCUAAGAAUAACGAAUUAAUCAAUCUUGAGACGAGAUUUUCUAUUUAUUGAUUCGUGGAGAGACAGAUUAACAAUCGUCAUGCAAUCAUAUGGAAGCAAGAGGGGAAAACAGUAUUUCAUAAGAAACGAUAUUAUUAAUUUUAAUUGAAUCUCAUAAGGGACAUCUGUCUGUUUGUCGUGUCUGAAUUAACAAAUCAGAUUACACGUCUUUGUAAAUAAGAUAGGCAAAAUGAGCAACCAAUUAAAUAUAACAGUCAGACCGGAAAUAAGAUUGGAUGCCAAGUGGUUGAAGACUGAUCUACAACGAUUCCUUUAUCGCGAUGGAUUAGCUGAAUUGUGGAAUGAGAUGGUACGAGAUGGCGAAAUUGUUGGUUCCUUCAGCGAUGGUUUAAUCAAUGCUGCAGGAAUUGUAGCGAAGAAAGGUGAAACUGGCCAUUAUUAUUGUGGUAUGAGAGUAUUAUCUUGUCUCUGCUGUGAUGGAAUUUGUGGUCCACAACAUGGUUGUAAUUGUACUCCGUGUCAGAAACUGGAUGAGGAAGAAACUGCAAGAACAACAGCGAUGGUCGAAAAGGCUACAUCUGCCAGGCGGAUAAUGGACUCAUGGCUCUGGGGACCACAGCCAUCAUUAACAGAUUUGAAAGGAUGCAUUGAUUUAUCGAUUAAGGAACAACGGAAGUUAUGUUGCGAAGUUGCAAAUAGUACGUUAUCUGCAAUACGUUUAAGACAACGUUUGAUAGUUGCUCGAAGAUAUUUCACCGCUUUGUCUCGUCAUAAACCACAAGAGAUCAAAGAUACCUCAAAUUUACCAAAGUCUAUUGGAAAAUUACAAAAAACGCCGAGACUCCACGAAAAAGCAACCUUAGGAUUAGCGCGCGUUGGUUCACGUGCGGCUCUCAAUUUCUCGUUCGCGUACUUAAGACGGGCUUGGAGAUCUGGAGAAGAUGUCGAGUUUUGUAGUGAAUUAUUGACCGAAUCAUUGGAGGCACUACAAUCGUUACCAGAGGCGACUCUCUUCGAUGAAAGUAACGUUUCUCAAGUUUGGUUGGAAGUUGUGGAAAGAUCAGCAAAGUUUUUAAGACAAGUCGUUACUGGAGAAGUGACUACUGGACGAUCGUGGCGGCCAGUACCACUGUCAGAUCAGCAUACGGCUCUUUGCCUAUUAUUGGAAUUAGUUGCGCAAAGGGCCACGCUCUCUAGUUUACUGGAUUCCGUAGUUUUAUUACUUCAUCUCAGUGGUAAACAUAAGAAUCAAGAUAAUCGAGUUACGCCACCCGGAAGUACGGCACCGCUUGUUCCACUAUUACGGCGAUUGAAUAUGAUACCAGCAACAAAAUCUCGAAGGCAUCUCGAUAGAAACGUUACGCCGGGACCCUGCGAAGUGUUACUUAAAUAUUUACGACUGCCGGAUGAUGAUGCUGUGUCCGUCGAUUUGAGAAAAGCCGCAGUUAUUAUAAUGUGUAAUUUAAGCAGAUUGGCUGCUCCUCUUUUACCACCUGCGAGUGCUGAAUACGGAUUUCCGAGAAGCGGAAAUGGCAAGCAAACAUUUCAGGAAGUGUUAGCUUGGGGUGGUGUAAAAUUUGGAAAUGGUUCCACUCCUUUUUACUGCGAUGCAAUCGCGGAAUUGGGCAUAAAGCAACUUUGCUGUACUGAGCGAGCGUUGAUGAUAUUGUCAUUAAAUGGCAAUGUUUAUAAUAUGUAUCACGGAUCCGAAACUCAAUAUCCGCAAAAAGUGCACGGUUUUUCCGAUAAAUCAAUUACGAUGAUCGCAUCUCAUUCAGAUGGAAAGCACUAUUUAGCAUUAACACAAGAUGGCUGCGUGUAUUCCUGGGGCAACGGAGACGGUGGAAGACUUGGACACGGUGACACUGUCUCGUACGACGAACCGAAAUUAAUCGAGGCGCUUUUAGAGAAGAACAUCAUGUUUAUUGCAUGCGGUAGCACGUAUUCGGCAGCAUUAAGCGCCAGUGGCGAAUUGUACACUUGGGGAAGAGGAAAUUAUGGUCGAUUGGGUCAUGGUAAUUUCGACGAUGUCAUGAGUCCGACAUUAGUAACAACGUUGAAGGGUCAUACGGUUGUGCAUGUGGCGUGCGGUAGCGGAGACUCCCAAACCUUAUGCGUAACCACAUCUGGUAUAGUCUUCUCUUGGGGAGACGGCGAUUAUGGAAAACUAGGCAGAGGUGGUACAGAUGGAUCCAAAACGCCAAAGAUUGUCGAUAAGUUGCUGGACAUUAAUGUAGUAAAGGUGUUUUGCGGCGGUCAAUUCUCCGCAGCGCUGACGGCUCACGGUGAGGUGUACACGUGGGGAAAAGGUGAUGCGUAUCGUUUAGGCCAUGGUAGCGAGGAACAUAUCAGAUAUCCGAAAGUCAUCGAAUCCUUGAGAGAUAAGAAGGUCAAAGAUUUGUCCGUGGGUACCACGCAUAUAUUGGCAUUGACAGAAGAUCAAUUCGUUUAUGGAUGGGGUAGAAACGAUUAUGGUCAGAUUGAUCCCACGUUGGGUUCUGUUGUUUCCGAGCCUACAUUGUGUCCAACGUUAUCUUCAAAAACAGUUAUCGGUCUGGCAUCAGGUCCGACCCAGAGCUUUGCCUGGUGCAUGUCAGCGUGGUCAGGCGGAGCUAGCAGAGUGGCCUUUGUCGUCGACAUAUGCGAAGAGACUUUCCAACUGCUCGACACGCUCCUGUCCAAGUCUUGCGAAGGCCUACCAGAGAUACGACCGCCUACGCAGGAUCGCGAGUGUCUGGCAGUGGCUACGUUGAACUUGCUCCGAUUACAAUUACAUACUAUAUUAACACAUAAUAUCGACACUAAAUCUGUCGGACUCGCAGCCAGCAGUUCACUGUUAAAUUCCUUGAAGCAACGUUGUGUCAAUCUCGCAAGCGCAACCGGGAUAUUAGCGACGAUACAAGAUGCGGCGCAAGCAGUUUUACAAACCGGUUGGAGCAUAUUGCUACCAACAGCUAACGAACGUGCGAAAACGCUGUCCAGCUUUCUGCCAAAUACCUCGAAUAACGUAGAACAAUCGAGUUCAGCGAAUAUAUAUAUAAAUAGUGGACAGCGAUUUAUGGCUGAUUUACUGGUAUCUAGUCUGAUGGUGGAUGGCGGAUUGGAGUUGGCGUUGAAGGCUGCGAUUAAGGCGGAAAUAGCAGACAUGCCGGACGAGAAGGAUUUUCUCGACAUAGGUACGUCGAACGUCGUCAAAACGAAAACCGAAAUGCGACAGGGUAUGAAAGAUGGUUUUAAUUCCGGGAAGAACAUUACGACUAUCUCUCUGCUUCAGCUAAUACAGCAAUUAAUCAGAAAUGGAACGUGCAUUACGCAAUCCAGAUUACAGCAAGGCUCAUCGCAGCAGGCAGAUCGGAACGAACAUCUUCGAAGAUUCGACAAUUCACCCAGCCUGAAUCUGCUGCUGCGUUUCCAACGGUUACUGAUCGCGCAGGUGUAUGAGUGUAUCACGCGCAAGUCUCGCACGGAGGAUCUGCACGAUCAGGAAAUGAUGGGCGCGGAGUCGCUGCUGAAGAAGUACAUCGCGCAGAUUUGCGAUCACUCCACCGAGAUACUGCCACUAGCGGCUGAGAUAGGCGGCCGCUCCGUUAAAGAUUUCAUCUCAAUUGCCACCGUCCUGAAAAGCGACAUAAUCAACGUCUUACUUUCCGAGCUAGUAACUUGUUUGAUAUUGUUGCAAGUAGAUUAUUCUAUGUUGCUCAUCGACAUGAACUGGAUGGAAGUGAUCGCACCGAUUCUGGAUUCAUUGGACCACUUUGUGAAAUUAGCUCCGACUAUGGAAAAGAAUGAAGCAGAUGAUUUGUCCUGGCCGGGGAUCAUCGCGCCGUUGCAUGGAAAUAAGAUAUCCAUCCAGGAGGAGCCUUCACUGAUACGUUGGGCGGACUUGGAGAAUCACAAUCGUGACGGUGGUCUUUGGGUAGUAGUGAAUAACAACGUUUACGACGUGCAGGACAUCAGAAACGAUGGCUCUUGGUCUCCAUUCGAAGUGCUGCAGCGGUACGUUGUUGGCCGGGACGAAACUUCAGCGAUGACGCAAUGUAGCGCAUUGUACGAUCAGCUAUCGCCACCGCGGGGCAUGAUGGAUUCCUGUUUCGUCGGUCAUUAUUGCCAAGCCGAGCCCGACGAGAACGCACGGAUCACGAUCGAAGUGACUGAUGUCUGUUCGUCCCUUCUGGAUACAGAAAGAGCUCUGGGAUUUUUGCUAGGCUUGCACGCCUACCGAAUGCGACAGAGUUUGAUGCUUCAAUCGGCGGAGGAAGAAGCUGGCAUUUGGCUCACUGCGAAUUUCUUACGGGGUGGCUUGCAAGUCCUACAACCACCAAAUCCGUAUGAGGAGGAGAAGGAUGAAGCGAGAAGCAAUACGUCGACCGCUGCUAAUUCACCCACAGAACCGCCGCUCCCGGUGCACGCAAAGAACGAGCAGCAAAAGGAACAUGACGAUCGAACAAUCGCGUUUAUACAUGCGUUAGCGGAAGCACAUAAAACCGACGAUAGCCACGUACGAGCAUUCUUAACGAUAGUCGACAGAUAUUCUAAGACCAACAAUUUAUUCUCUCACGCUGAUUUUUGCGGCGAUCAUCCAGUUGAGGAAAUCAGCCGUGUUUUGAUGGCUGUGAUUAUAAAACAUCUUGGCUUGGGACAGCAAGCACUCGCGUUAGCAGAGCAGGAAUUAAAGACUGUUAACAGCGCGAGACUGAGCAAUACGUUGGCCGACAUGGCGCGAGCGAUUUAUCAGACAAAGUGGAACUUGGUGCGGAUUAGACAGCAACAGAAUCGUAGUUAUAAGGAAGUUUGCGCGCCUGCGCAGGAGAGAUGCAAAUUUCUCUUGUACGAGAUCAGGUCCGCGAUGAGUUACGAAGUUAAAGGACUCGAGGAUUUGAAACUAUUAUAUACCGUCCCUAGAUUCAAGAAAGCCGCUCGCAUGGUUUUAGCGGACAUACGUAAGAACAAAGAUGCAUCCGGCGGCGGUGGUAAACCAGAGGAUAUUUUAAACGCGUCGAUACAAAAUGCCAAAACGAAAAACAAACCGGAUGGUGGUGAUACAACGUCCUCCUCCAAAGAAGGUCUGACUGCCACGACUUCCUCCUCUACGAAACUUGAAGAUAUAACGGAUAUAAAGAACAAAAUUAUGCAAAUGACUGAGAAAAUUCGAUGCGGGCCGAUGCAAUGGGCUAAUGCCGACUACAAUGGCUUGAUGACGAGUAUCAUUGAAUUCGUCAUUAACGACGGCAUUGGUGGGGAUGUCGAGACGUUGCGCCGUGCUAUGUACUGUCAGAUGCAACGUGCACGUGUGCGGGAACAGGGUAUAUCGAUGAUGCGGGAAUUAUUGAAGAGAGACUAUUUGAUACCAUCGGUGAAAUACUCCUUGCUUAACGGUUGGCUCGGCUUGACCUACGAAAAUAAAUCCCUUAGCAAUGGAAUUACUCAUUGUUUGUAUAAUAUACAGUUAACGACUCCGUAUCAAAAAUCCAAAGUUAUUUUGGCUGAAGCCGAGGUGAUCUCAUGGGCAGUACAAGCUUUACGGAUGUAUGUCGUUCAAGCAGAGUUGCCGAACAAGCAAAAGGUCAGCGGAAAAAGCAGUUUGAAUCAAGGUACUUAUACUUGGUUACGCAAAUUACCGAGAGCGAGAUUCCUGCUAACUAUCCUUGGUAUGCUAACCAAUUAUCAAAAUGCCAACGAGAUCGGACUGUUAGUUAAUUCAGGCCUGUUGUCGAGCAUUUUGACUUUACUGAGACAAAUCGGACCAUCGUCGGCAAAUUUCUGUGAAGGCGGCGAGGGACAAGGACAGCAAGGUGGAGAUGACGAGGCGCCGAAAGUAAAGACCGAAAUUACGACGAUUUACGAAGAUACUCUUCAAAAGAAUAAGCCGCCGACUGUUCAGCUCAGCGGAAUGGAACUGGCGGCAUUGAUGAAAGUUGGCACUCGGGUUAUGCGAGGAGCUGAUUGGAAAUGGGGCGAUCAAGAUGGUCCUCCGCCUGGCGUAGGUAGAGUAAUCGGUGAACUCGGUGAAGAUGGAUGGAUAAGGGUUCAGUGGGAUAACGGUGCGACGAAUUCGUAUCGCAUGGGUAAGGAGGGUAAAUACGAUUUAAAAUUGGCCGAUCCACCGACGCCUCCUGAUGACGACAGCGAUGAAACUGACAGCGAUACUUCGCUCGAUGGAAAUAGAAUGGAGAGUUCCGGUUUCCGCGGAGAAGAUCUACACCCAACUACGUGUCUCAAAUCAGCAUCGACGAAUUUGCUACGAAUAAUUUUACUUUCUUGUGGCGUGGAAGCGGAUAAAGUAUCCAUGGUAUCCAUCAAAAUUCUUACUUCCACUCUGCAUGGCAUAAUAUCGACUGCGAAUAAAUCCGGCGAGUCUACCACGCAUGUUCAACUAGCGAAGCAGCAUCACGAAACUUGGGCUACUUUUAGUCUUCUGAGAGCGAUCGCAAAAUCGACGGGAUUGUGCAAGUCUUUGAGUUCACAGACUUGGCUCAACCUCCUUCUAAGCAUUGUUGUCGACGAAGCUAAGCCCUGUCUCGAGAAGCAAAUUAUGAUUAUGAAACUACUAGCAGCUGUUUUACCUUCGUGGGGAAUGGAGACAAAUCUGAGCGACAUGAUGCAAUUCUUGGAGAAGUCCUUCGGGAUUCUGGGUCAAGUGGCUCUCACGUGCGACAUUGCUGCCGGUUCUGAGCUUCAUUCGAAUAAAUGUCGCAUGUCCUUGACCGCAUCAUAUAGUUCCACCGUAGCUGAGGAAUUAAUAUGGUUAAUCAGAUUUUUGCAUUCUCUGCCUGGUUGGAACGAAGCUAUAAAUAGAUUUCUCUCCACGAAAUUGGCGUUGACAGUGGAUCUUUGGAAUGAUAGUCCGCUAUUUCACAUACAGAUGAACGAAAACGGCGGUGAAAAUGGUCUGUUCAUUCAACGGACGGUCAUGGCGACUCUCGUUGUCAUCGGUGGUUUGGAUAACAGAAUAAGAAUUGGUGGUUUAGUGAAUUCUGACGGUGAGGUAGGCACAGUCUGUAGAUUCACAAAACACUCGAAAAUCGUUAUGCAACUAUGGAAUGGCAAUGGGAUACGGAAAAUAGUACCGUUCCACAUGGUGAAACGCGUCAAUGAGAAAUUUCAAUUGGAAAGAAUGCCUUUAACAGAGAUGCUCAUAUCUGUCUGGGCUAAUCUGCUUUUAGGUAUCGCUUGUAUGGAUAAACGAUCAGGCAGCAUGCCCGUCAUUGCUGGCACCGUCAACGCCUCGAUAUUACGAAGCCAGCAACAGCAACUUGCUGCUUUGAACGCCGGAAAAGCCAUGCUCGCCUACCAAUCGAAAUUGCGAAAGAUUUUGAAAUAUCCAUUAACUAAUGAAGUCAAUGAUGAAGACAGACGUACUUGUACGCUUUUACAGGAAUUGUUGUUGCGCGCCACGAAACCACAACCAUUGAAACCGAUAUUUAAGCGUGGAGAAUUAGAGGAAGCCGCCUUAGCAGUCUCUCAAUAUUUAGUUUCCGAAUUAAGGCACACACCUAUCCAACGAAUUGGCAUGACUUCAGAUCCCACUACUCCUACAUCCGACUGUUCAUUGGUCUCCUUAACGUCGAGUCAGAAAAGACAUUGUAAAGGUAACACAGCGGCGAGGAGAAGUUCAGCGGCGACGCCUGCGAAUCCUUUGGUAGCUCAGCUAGUCGAAAUGGGUUUUCACAAGAAAAGUGUCGAAUUAGCAAUCAAAAGCAUGAGCGUCGCCGAGCAAGGUAGCGUAACGGCGGAAAGUGUGGUAGGCUGGCUGUUGGAAAAUCCAGACGCCGCUCUCAGCGAUACCGAGACCCUGUCUAGCUUGGAGGGACUGACAGAUGGUAGUGACGAUUCGAUUAGUGAGGAUCUAGAUGAUUCUCCAUCCGGGCAAGAGGGUGCUGUGAAUGGUGGUGCACCACCGACCUACAUGAAACGCUCAGAUUUUCUAUCGGUCGAUGAAUAUGCGAUUUAUGUGCGCGACAACGUGGUCCCAGGCAUGCUGGUACGAUGCUGUAAGAGUUAUGAAGAAGUGGAGUACGGCGACGUUGGCCAGGUAGUGAAGAUCGACGCGGAGAAUUUGCACGAUUUGAACGCGCAAGUUGCAUGGCAACGCAAAGGCGGCACAUACUGGGUGCGUUUUAUCCACAUAGAAUUACUUGGCUAUCCGCCAUCCUUGCCAGGUCCACCACCCGCAUUGAAGGUCGGGGAUAAAGUUAGAGUUAAAGCAUCGGUGAUUGAACCGAAGUACAAUUGGGGAUCUGUAACUCAUCAUUGUGUCGGAGUAGUCACAGCAAUAACUAAUAACGGCAAGAAUGUAUCCGUAGAUUUUCCGCAGCAGCACGGUUGGACCGGCUGCGUCGCCGAGAUGGAGAAAGUACCGUCUUGUCAUCAUUCCGUGAUUUGUAACUCGUGUUGCUUAUCACCGAUUUCCGGCCCGAGAUUCAAGUGCAAGUACUGCGAUAAUUAUAAUCUGUGCGAAAAUUGCUUCUACACUAAGCGGUUGCACCGACACGGUUUCAAUAGAAUUGCGGAACCCGGUUCCGCGGCUGUUUAUGCCGGUAAGCCAGGCAGAUACCACAGGCAAGAUUUAUCAGAAUCAUGUUUGAUCGACGAUUGGUCGAAGUGCAUCAGAACCUUGAGCGUAUCUUCGCGAGAAAACUGGGCGACACGUUUGGUAGAUGGAUCCGGGAAAUAUUGGCAAAGUUGUGGAUCGCAGGGUAAACAUUGGAUUCGCCUGGAAAUGUUGCCUGGUAUCUUGAUACACUCUUUGAAAAUCAUCGUCAAUCCGCAGGACAGUAGUUACAUGCCUUCCGUGAUAGCGGUCAACGUAGGAGACUCCUUUACUAAUUUAGUGGAAUUAAGAAUGAUAACAAUACGUUAUUCGGACACUAGCGUUACACUGCUUCAAGAUAUGAAAGAAUAUUACCCUUGUGUAGAAAUAGCGAUAAAACAAUGUCGAAAUGGCGGUAUAGAUUGCAAGAUACAUGGUUUGCGCAUAAUUGGUUGUCAGAAUAUGUUUGAGAAUCAGUUGACGACCUCGGUCUCCUUCCUUGCAUCUGACUGGGAAGUUUUGCAGGAACAAGUGGCGAUACAGCGUUGCAUGGAUGCACCACCUCAACAAUCGGCCGUUUAUGUUUGGGGUUUAAAUGAUAAAGAUCAAUUAGGAGGGCUGAAAGGAUCUAAAAUCAAGCUACCAAUAUACAGCGAGGUUCUCUCAAAAUUAAAACCUAUUCACAUAGCUGGAGGAAGCAAGACUCUUUUUAUCGUUAGUCAAGAGGGUAAGCUGUACGCUUGCGGAGAGGGAACGAAUGGCAGGCUAGGUCUAGGGGAUGAUAACAAUGUGUGUGAGCCGAAGCCCAUUCCUUUUCUGAGUCAAUUCGUGAUCAAGAAAGUGGCGGUACAUUCUGGUGGAAAGCAUGCCCUGGCACUCACUCAAGACGGUAAAGUGUUCUCGUGGGGUGAAGGUGAGGAUGGCAAACUGGGGCAUGGAAAUUGUGUUUCGCUGGAUAAACCGAAGCUCAUCGAGACAUUGAAAUCGAAGAGAAUCCGAGACAUCGCUUGUGGAUCAGGGCAUUCGGCGGCCAUCGCAAGCAAUGGCGAGCUAUACACUUGGGGCUUAGGCGAGUAUGGUAGGCUGGGCCAUGGAGACACUAUCACGCAAACAAGACCAAAAUUAGUGCAAGCUUUAGUCGGACAGAGAGUCGUUCAAGUAGCCUGUGGUAGCAGAGAUGCGCAAACUAUGGCUUUGACCACUGAUGGUUGCGUGUAUUCUUGGGGCGAUGGUGAUUUCGGCAAGCUCGGCCGAGGUGGAAGCGACGGUUGUUACACACCCUUAUUGGUAGAUCGAUUGAACGGCUUAGGUGUCGUACAAGUGGAAUGCGGCGCACAGUUUUCUCUUGCUUUAACGAAGUAUGGUGAAGUAUGGACGUGGGGAAAGGGCGAUUAUUUUCGUUUAGGUCACGGUAACGAUCAUCAUGUUAGAAAGCCUACGCUAGUUGAAGGUCUUCGGGGCAAGAAAAUUAUUCAUGUGGCUGUUGGCGCGUUGCAUUGUCUCGCAGUGACCGAUACCGGCCAGGUGUAUGCCUGGGGUGAUAACGAUCAUGGACAACAAGGCAAUGGUACGACGAGUGUCAACAGAAAACCAUCAUUAGUGCAUGAGCUGGAGGACGCGAGAGUGAAUAGGGUAUCCUGCGGCUCGAGUCACAGCAUAGCUUGGGUAUUGGUCGAUCAGCCCAGCAACGGCAAUCAAGACCCAGUCACGUUCCCGACGGCAAGGGAUCCAUUGGGCCAAAUGUGUCUUGGUCUGAAUAAUACAUCGGAGCAGAACGGUGCCGUUGUUGCAACUAGUGACGCCGUCGCUACGAGACCAUCGCUUGCCAGUAUAAUACUCUCGUUGGAGAGUAACGUCGCUAAACAACAGGCUUUGCAGCAUGUGAUUAACGCUCUUCUUAUUAUGCAAGCACGAGCGGCGAUAGUGACGGCUUUGCAGAGUCACUCGAUGCUGAGCGGCUGUGCGUCGGUGAAGAACGCGUCGAUAGCACCAACGACGGACGCGAUACCACCAGAAGGAACUAUGACAUCGAGUACCGAACACGCGGUUUAUCAGAAUGUCGGUGAUAUCGCGCAAGGCGGAGGAGAGGCUCCAGCGAACGUUGCUGAAGCAGUCAAUGUAACCACUAGCCCUAAGAUGACUCCCGAGUCUGAAGAUUAUCCGUUAGCUAUGUUAGCCAUGUCUAUGUCCAGCUCCGCCAGUCUGUCCUCUCGUGCCUCGAGGAUGUCGACGAGUGCGAUGAGUGUUAUAGCUGCCACUCUAACAUCCAACGCACAGGUGGUGGGUGAGGACGGCGCGACAGCUUCUGGUUUGGACGAAUUUACAUCAGCGUUAACAGAAGAUGAUGCGAGAGUUUUGGUGGACCUGUUGAAGCUGGCGGUAGCUAACAGAGUUUGCGCAUCGGCCAAAGAAACAAUAUCAUCGGUAUUAAUCGCUUUAGGAAAGAUUAACAGUUCUAUCGGUAGCAUGUUGCUGGAAUUAUGUGUGACGGAGCUAGAGGACACUGCGGCGAACAGCAACUGUGUCAACAAUACACCACAACCCGUGGUGCAAGAAACCCCGCAUCCUUACAUAGAUGACACCACAUUGACCGGCCACGUGAAGAUACCUGGCGCGGAGGCACUUCGGGUGGAAUUCGACCGGCAAUGUUCCACGGAGAAGCGGCACGAUCCGCUUACGAUCAUGGACGGAAGUGGCCGAGUAGUGGCAGUCAGAUCUGGUAGAGAGUGGACCGAGUGGGGCCCGGAGAUCAAAAUCCAAGGAGACGAACUGAGGUGGCGAUUCUGCUCGGACGGAUCCGUCAACGGCUGGGGCUGGAAAUUUACAGUUUAUCCAAUCGUGGCGAAAACAGCGCCGUACGAGUUGGGUUCUGACAGAGCGGUGCUGUCGCAGCCGACUAUAGCUCUAGCCGAACAUCUCCUCAUGGACAACAGCCUGAUAAACUCCGAUAGGAACGUCGCUUCACGAUUGGCUACCGCUCUGGGACAAUGCAGUCAAUUAAGCACUCUGUCCGCACAGCAGAGGAUGUGGGCAUUGAGAAAAUUACAGGUGGUGUACACAAACGGGCCGGGUAUAAGACCCGAAGUGGCACUUUCGUCUCUACUUAGUUCUCUGCCACAAGCGCUUUUGAGACAGUAUGCGUAUGAGGAUCCUCUGGUUAGAGGUGGUAAGCAAUUGAUGCACAGCGACUUUUUCAAAGUUCUCGUGGCGCUUGCGUGCGAUCUGGAGCUGGACGGAAUGCAAUUCUGCUCCGAGGUGCACAAGUGGUCCUGGUUCCGAAGGUAUUGUCUCGCUGCACGUGUGGCGAAAUCGCUUGUCGACCGUACCGCUUUGCCAAAGGCUUUCUGCCAUGAGGUCACAAAACAGUUGAACGAGAUGGCAAUGGAUGGAGAUGCCGACUAUACAAAAGAUCAUGAGAAUCACAAUGUAUUUAAGCAGGGACAUGACGAACAAUUACUGCAAUGGCUGAAUCGUCGUCCGGAAGACUGGACGCUAUCGUGGGACGGAUCAGGCGCGAUUUAUGGAUGGGGUCAUAAUCAUAGAGGCCAACUCGGAGGUCUGGAGGGUCCAAAGGUCAAACUGCCUGCACCCUGCGAAAGUCUGUCUGCGCUCAGACCAAUUCAAUUGGCUGGCGGUGAACAGACUUUGUUUGCUGUAACUGCUGAUGGAAAAGUCUAUUCCACUGGCUAUGGAGCUGCAGGACGCCUCGGAAUAGGAGGAACCGAUUCAGUUAUGAUCCCAACAUUAUUGGAAUCGAUACAACACGUAUUCAUCAAAAAGGUGGCCGUUAGUUCAGGAGGCAAGCAUUGCCUCGCUCUGAGUUCGGAAGGUCAUGUAUAUUCCUGGGGUGAAGGCGACGAUGGCAAACUAGGACAUGGUAAUAAGGUGUCGUACGACCGGCCAAAAUUGAUCGAAGAUUUACUCGGCAUAGAAAUCGUAGAUAUAGCUUGUGGUGGUCAUCAUAGCGCCGCUAUUACAAGCGCUGGAUGGCUGUACACAUGGGGGAAAGGACGUUACGGACGUCUCGGCCAUGGCGACAGUGAUGAUCAAUUACGACCAAAGGCAGUAGAAGCUUUGCAAGAUUACAAAGUAAUCGACGUAGCUUGCGGAAGUGGCGAUGCGCAAACACUCUGCGUAACCGAUGAUGACAACGUAUGGAGUUGGGGCGACGGAGAUUAUGGAAAGUUAGGUAGAGGUGGAAGUGACGGAUGUAAAGUUCCACUUAAGAUAGAUUCUCUAGCCGGGCUCGGCGUAAUCAAAGUCGAAUGCGGUAGUCAAUUUUCGGUUGCUUUAACGAGAUCCGGAGCGAUUUAUACCUGGGGUAAAGGCGAUUAUCAUCGUUUAGGUCAUGGCACAGAUGACCAUGUACGUAGACCACGUAAGGUAGCCGCAUUACAAGGGAAGAAGAUCAUUUCGAUAGCAACGGGUUCGUUGCAUUGCGUCGCAUGUUCCGACAAAGGAGAGGUUUUCACGUGGGGCGACAACGACGAGGGCCAGCUCGGCGAUGGCACCACGAGUGCGCUUUAUAGACCAAGACUGGUACAUGCGUUACAAGGCAAGAAAAUUACGAGAGUGGCCUGCGGCAGUGCGCAUACACUAGCUUGGAGUACUGCAAAAGCUACGCAAAGCAGAAUGCCGGCAUCUACACCCAUGGAAUACGAUCUAGUUAAAGAUCUAUCGUAUUCUGUAUUGCGCAACAGACUAGUAUUACUCCAUCAUUUCGCGGAACUUUUGUGCCCUGCUUUGGCUAUGUUCCCGAUCACUGGGCAUAUUGGGCUGAGCAAGUUAGCUCCUAUGUUAGUGUACAGUAUAAAGGAAGCGACAUUUCGCAAAGUUAUUCAAGCCACAAUGGUCAGAGAUCGCCAACAUGGACCUGUGAUCGAAUUAAAUAGAAUUCAAGUGAAAAGAGCUAGAGCCAAAGGCGGAUUAGCUGGACCAGACGGUAUCAAGUCUGUUUUUGGCCAAAUGGUAUCGAAAAUGUCCCUCUUAACACAAGAUGUAUUGUUUCUACCUCAUAGGAUAUGGAAAGUAAAAUUCGUGGGGGAAAGUGUCGAUGAUUGCGGCGGUGGAUACAGUGAGAGUAUAGCAGAGAUGUGUGAUGAAUUGCAAAAUGGUUCCUUGCCGCUAUUUAUACCUACACCAAAUGGUCGCGAAGAUAAUGGCACAAAUCGAGACUGUUUCUUGUUAAAUCCCAUGGCCGACUCACAAUUACAUAUGAACAUGUUUCAAUUCUUAGGCAUUUUAAUGGGGAUUGCUAUACGAACAGGUAGUCCAUUGAGUUUAAAUUUAGCCGAACCAGUUUGGAAACAACUUGCCGGAAUACCUCUGACACCUGCGGAUUUGACGGAAGUCGACAGGGAUUAUGUUCCUGGUUUACUUUGUAUUAGGGACAUGGAUCCUGAUGAAAAAGUCUUUCAGACAUUAGAAAUGCCAUUUUCCACGCCAUCCGCUGCAGGACACGAUGUGGCAUUAUCCAAUAGAUAUUUAAAAAUAACACCAGAAAAUAGACAUGAAUAUGUAAGAUUGGCAUUAGAUUAUAGAUUACAUGAAUUUGAUGCUCAAGUAGCAGCUGUACGAGAAGGCUUAUCAAAAGUCGUUCCUGUGCCCUUAUUGGCAUUGUUUAGUGGUGCUGAACUCGAAACGAUGGUUUGCGGUAGUCCAGAUAUACCGCUUAAUUUAUUAAAAUCUGUUGCAACAUAUAAAGGUAUUGAAGCGAUUGCACCACUUGUUCAAUGGUUCUGGGAAGUCAUGGAUGAAUUUUCCAAUCAAGAACGAUCGCUUUUCCUACGUUUCGUUUGGGGCAGAACACGUUUACCGCGCACAAUCGCAGAUUUUAGAGGCAGAGACUUUGUUUUACAAGUAAUGGAUAAGUACAACCCACCGGACCAGUUUCUUCCUGAAAGCUACACUUGCUUUUUCCUUUUAAAAAUGCCGCGAUAUUCGUGCAAAGCAGUUCUACAACAAAAACUGAAGUAUGCGAUUCAUUUUUGUAAAAGUAUCGACACCGACGAAUACGCUCGAGUACAAGCUGCAACCAAUUCCGAUACUGAAGAUACAGAUAGUUUAGCGAGCGAGGAACACACUUCGCUUUAAAUAAUUCAUUAUGUGAAAUGGUUAUUUGUGUUUGAAGUGGCAUUUCGUUCUUCGACUUCUUUCAAGAUGUGUUCACAGAUUCUCCAAAAAA